Molecule: messenger RNA, 1128 nt
Organism: Phycomyces blakesleeanus NRRL 1555(-)
Lineage: Eukaryota; Fungi; Mucoromycota; Mucoromycetes; Mucorales; Phycomycetaceae
Product: Homeodomain-like DNA binding domain-containing transcription factor
Exons: 2
Coding region: 1-1128 (375 amino acids)
Molecular function (GO): nucleic acid binding
Source: RefSeq, a predicted model, not a curated record
AUGCAAAGCGUUAGUGAAUUUAUUACUAAUAGUGAAAUUAUUUCAGAUAACGAUAUGGACACUUCAUCUGACGAUUGUAUGGAAGAUGACGAGCAGGAAGAAAUGGAAGUUGAGUAUUUCAGUUUGAGCGAAGAAUGGAUGGAGAAAAUAAGACGAAUUGGGGAUGAUUCUCUAUCAUAUGUACGUGAAUAUACGGAAGUAGAUUUAAUAGAGGAAGAGAAUGACGAUUUUUUUGAAGAUGCUUUUCUCUUCGCAGAGCCAAUGCCAUUGAGAAAAAGACAUACGGCUUUGAAUGUUAAAACAAGAGGUUCUUACAGAAAAUAUACUCCUAAACAAGUUGAGAAACUCUUCGACUUAAUAAUCGAAGAAGUAUUCACGACAAAGGCUGCAGCUUUAGCCACUGGGAUUAAUGUACACACUGCCCAGAAUUACGUUAAAACUUACAACAAUGAUCCUGAGAGACGACUUCCAGGAUCUUAUUCUAAACCUCGUGGAAGACCUCGUAAUAAGUUGACUGAGGAGCAUUCUAAAUUUCUAGUUGACUAUAUCGAAAAGAAUACCACUGCUAUAUUAGAUGAGUUAAAGUUAAAACUUUGUGAGAAAUUUGAGGGUUUGAAAAUCUCUAUUUCUGCCAUUCACAAAAAUUUAGUACAUAAGCAUAACAUUACGUUAAAGAAACUUGAAAAAAUACCAGCAGCAAGAAAUUCUGACAGAGUAAUAGCAUUACGAAAAGCGAUUGUUGAACAAUAUAAGAGUGAUGCAGAUAUGGAUUUUUCUAAGAAUUGUGUUUUUAUCGAUGAAGCAGGUUUCAAUUUGCCUACGCAAAGAAACCACGGCCGUUCAUUAAAAGGCACACCUGCAAAGGGCACUGUACCAACUGGAAAAGGUGUAACAUUUACAAUUUUAGGUGCAAUUUCUCAAGCAGGUAUCAUAAAUAUUGGAGUUAAAAAACCAGAAUCAUCUUCUUCUAAAAAAAGAAGGGCAGAUGUUAAGGAAUGUCAGCGCAAAUUAGUUUUUAUCUUAACGCAGACUCAUAUUCAAAAAACAGUAAAAAAAAUGUGCACCGGAGAUUUAAGUUUAGGACUGCGCUUUUUGUCAGGCCUGGCGCUCACGUCAGAGCAAACGUGA